AUGGAGGUGACGAGACAAAGUAGUUUUCGAGUUCAGGGAACGCCUCGACGCCUUAGUCUAGCGGAGCUAGCGAGUCUAGAUGAUGUUGCAGUGGGUCUACUUAUUGAUGGGAUGAAACUACCACAAGUCAAUUUUCCGGCAACCACGCGCAAGAGUUCUGCAAACUAUCUCCCACUUCACGCCAUCAACAAGAGCGAUGUCUCUAAAAUCCUUGACGCGCGAAAACGGUUUUCCAUCGAUCGAGCUCAGCACCGCAUUUUACAUAUGCCUUGCUUAGAGGAAUUUGUUUCUUCAAGUAAGACCGCCGGUUUGUCAUCAACGUGGUUCGGCACACAGCUGAGAAGCUAUCUUCAAAUCUAUAGUCCCAAAUGCCCGUUCAGGAUUGCCACAUCCGAAAAUCUAUCGGGCCGAGGGCCAGAGGCGGCUGUAUUUGCAAAUCGUGCGUUCAAAAUUGGAGAAAUUAUCCCUCUCCUCGGCGGGGUCUGUGUACCUUUGACAAGGAAAGACAGGCUGAGACUCGAGGAAUCGGGCAAAGACUUCAGCAUUCUUCAGUCAUCUUGCGGUCGAUUCCUUGCAAUGCUUCUAGGUCCUGCUCGAUUUGUAAACCACGACUGCAUGCAGAACUGCGAAAUCGUGUGGCCCGGGGAGUCCGAGGCCAUCGUCGUGGCGCUGAAAGAUAUCCAUGCCGAUGAUGAGAUUACAGUGUACUAUGGAAGUGACUAUUUUGGAGCGAAUAAUCAGGAAUGCUUGUGUCGACCGUGCACUACGGAUGGUAAGCUCAGGAUGUCCAGACGAAACAGAUAUGCCGGUAAUAAUGAUAAAAUUAGAGGCACGGAAUAA
Penicillium olsonii is the source of this 840-nucleotide messenger RNA. The record is from the annotation of a GenBank genome assembly. NCBI's taxonomy places the organism in Eukaryota, Fungi, Ascomycota, Eurotiomycetes, Eurotiales, Aspergillaceae.